Mixia osmundae IAM 14324 is the source of this 568-nucleotide messenger RNA. RefSeq lists its product as uncharacterized. Lineage: Eukaryota; Fungi; Basidiomycota; Mixiomycetes; Mixiales; Mixiaceae. The transcript is spliced from 2 exons. Bases 251 to 451 code for a protein of 66 amino acids. The record is from RefSeq and is a predicted model, not a curated record.
CGACGGUGCACACGCCCGGCCGGCCUAUCUCGUCGCUCGAAGCUCUGUUUCAUCUCGCUAGGGUCCCAUACACGCAUGCUAAGACUAGCUAUCACUUCUGAGUUGCCUCGACAACUAUCGCCUGGUCAUGUCAUCUCAUGUAUCCUGUCGUUCUGUUCGCCUCACCAGCCAAGUCUAGGUACUGAGGAGGUACUGAGAAGCAGCACUAGUGCGCUAGAGCAAGACGGCUUCGUACAUUCUUCACACAGCCAUGAUGGUCAAGACGAUCAUGCUGCUCUCCCUGGUCCUCGCGGCCGUUGCCAUUCCAACCGCCAAGCCUUCAUUCCUUGAUCAGUGUGAUGACUCGAAUUGCGGCAUCGGUGGCAGAUGCAACACGCUGACCGGGUUCUGCAAGGGCGCGCCUCAAUAUCAGUGCUGCUUUGCAAACGACCGAUGCGAUCGUAACUGCUAGUCAUGGAUUUGCUGUCUCUGUAUGUCUAGACGCUUGCAUCAUCCGAGUUUUUGCAUCUCCUCGCGCUCGUUGCGUCUGCAAUAGUCCGUGACGUUCGAUGACACCAAUAGCAUGCAA